UGGUGAGGGCACACCCCAUAACAGAUCUUUAAAAAGAAUUACCCUGAAGUGAAAUAUAGCCAUGGAGUAUUGGAAGUGUGACCUCACAGGCGUGAGUGCGUCUCUUCAGCCAGAAAGAUGUCACUACUCAGGAAGCUACAACUUCUUCUCUGGAAAAACUUCAUCUUAAAGAGGCGGAGGACUCUGGUGACAGUCCUUGAACUCUUGAUGCCGUUGCUGUUUUCUACCAUCAUCAUGUACCUUCGUUUCAAUAGUGUGCCAAGAAGAAGGUCCUCUACCAACUACAGUGCCUUCGAUAUCAGCCUGAUGCCGGGCUUUUUCCAUCACUUCCCCGUGAGACAUAAUUACCAGCUGGUUUACAUCCCUUCCAAAAGCGGGGCUCUGAGGACCAUCGCUGAAAUGGUGGAGCAGAGCUUUGAUGUUGACUUCGAAGUUCUAGGCUAUUCUUCGGAGUCCUCGUUUGAGGAUUUCAUAAUAAAGGAUCCCAAAGCUUUCUACGUACUGGCAGGAAUUGUUUUUCGCCAUCACUUCGAUGACCGCCAUGAACUUUUGCCACUUGCGGUUAAGUACAGCUUGCGCUUCAGUCACAUUCAGAGGAACUACGUACCGCUGAAGCAUAUAUUUUUUGAAGACCAAGAGGGCUGGUGUACAACCUUUCUUUAUCCUCCCAACCUAAGCCAAGAGCCCCGGGAACUUCUCUACUCCGAUGGGGGCAGCCCUGGGUACCACAAAGAAGGCUUCCUGGCCAUCCAGCAUGCUGUAGACAAAGCCAUCAUGUGGCAGCACACUCGGGAUAAGACCAGCGACAUGUUCGAGGGCCUCGACGUGCUUCUGAAGAGGUUUCCGUAUGGCCCCUUCAUCCAGGACAGGUUCUUCCUGGUCCUGCAGAAUGAGUUCCCCCUGCUCCUCAUGCUCAGUUUCAUCUGUAUCGAGCUCAUCAUCAUCAAUUCCGUAGCUCUGGAGAAGGAGAAAAGACUGAAGGCGUACAUGUGCAUGAUGGGCCUGGACAGCUGGCUACACUGGGUCGCUUGGUUCAUCGUGUUCUUCAUCUCGGUUCUCAUCGCUGUCUCCUUCAUGACCAUUUUCUUCUGCACUAAGGUGGAAAAUGUGGCUGUGUUCAGCAACAGCGACCCAAGUCUGAUAUUCGUUUUUCUAAUGUGUUUUGCUAUUGCUACAAUUUUCUUUGCGUUCAUGAUCAGCACGUUUUUCCACAGAGCCCACGUUGGAACCGUGCUGGGAGGCAUCCUCUUCUUCCUCACCUACCUGCCGUACCUCUACCUCACUUUCAGCUACCACCAGAGGAGCCACUUGCAAAAGAUCGCUGUCUGUCUCUUCUCCAACGUUGCCAUGGCCCUGGGAGUCCGAUUCAUCUCCCUGUUUGAGGCAAAAGGCGUGGGUAUCCAGUGGAGGAACAUGGGCAGCGUGGGAGGGGAGUUCAACUUCACGCAGGUGCUGCUAAUGCUCCUGCUGGACUCCCUGCUCUACUGCCUGCUCACCUGCUACGUGGAGUCCGUCCUCCCCGGGAAGUACGGGACGCCCAAGCCCUGGUACUUCUUCCUUCUGCCCUCCUACUGGCGUGGAGAACCUAAGCCAGUCCCCAAACUUCUGCUGGACGUGGAGGACCCUGCAGAAGAUCCGAGAAGUGAGUUCAUGGAGGAAGAGCCUACCAGUCUGGAGAGAGGGAUCGAGACCCAUCACCUAGGCAAGGUGUUUUACAGAAGGAGGGUUGCACACGUCGCAGUCAGAGGUCUGACCAUGAACCUGUACAGGGGCCAGAUCACGGUCCUCCUGGGACACAAUGGAGCGGGAAAGAGCACCAUCUGCGCCAUGCUGACAGGUCUUAUCCGCCCUUCCAGUGGGCAGGCCUAUAUCGACGGGCACGAGAUCUCAGAAGACAUGGCUAAGAUCAGGAAGAGCAUGGGCUGGUGCCCCCAGCACGACAUCUUGUUCGACCAUUUCACAGUAGCAGAACACCUUUCUUUCUACGCUCAAAUGAAAGGCUUGCCACAGCAGCAGAGCCUGGAAGAGGUGGAGAGGAUGCUGCACACCCUGGGCCUGGAGGACAAGCAGGACUGCUGGAGCCUGUUCCUGAGCGGGGGCAUGAAGCGCAAGCUGUCCAUCGGCAUCGCCCUCAUCGCGGGCUCCAAGGUGUUGCUGCUGGAUGAGCCCACCUCGGGCAUGGAUGCCAUCUCCAGGAGGGCCAUCUGGGACCUUCUGCAGCAGCAGAAAAGCGGCCACACCAUCCUGCUGACCACCCACUUCAUGGACGAGGCCAACCUGCUGGGGGACCGCAUCGCCAUCAUGGCCAAGGGGGAGCUGCAGUGCUGUGGCUCGUCGCUGUUCCUCAAGCAGAAGUACGGCGCAGGGUACUACAUGACUCUGUUGAAAAAGCCUCACUGUGACACAGAUGGGACCUCUCAUCUGAUUUACCGGCACAUACCGAGCGCAAGGUUGGAGUCCAACACUGGAGAGGAGCUGACGUUUAUACUUCCCAAGGAGGACAUGGGCAGGUUUGAGUCUCUGUUUACUGAGCUGGAGCAGAAGCAAACAGAGCUGGGCAUUUCCAGCUUCGGGGUCUCCGUCACCACCAUGGAAGAGGUCUUCAUUCGGGUUUGUAUGCUGGCGGAUGCCACCAUAACUGUCCCCACCCUCAGGCAUGCCUCUAUCCGGUCCCGGCCGGUGAUUAGUUCAAUUCCUGUUGAAAGAAUUAGACAGUUUCAUUCGAGGAUCUUCUCGAUACGGACUGGCCUUCCCAUCAAACCAAACACUGGGUUCCAUCUCCUCUGCCAACAAUUCUAUGCCAUGUUCCUGAAAAAGGUGACUUAUUCUCGCCGCAACUGGCUGCUGAUGCUCUCGAUACAGAUCCUGGUGCCGCUGCUGAUCAUUGUGCUUAGCCUCAUGUUCUUCAGCUUCAGAGCCAGGAGCAUGGAGAGCGUCCCCCUGGAGCUGACUCUGACAGCGUAUGGCCAGACUGUCGUUCCAUUCUUUAUGUCCCAGAAUUCCAGGCUGGGCCCUCGGCUUGCGGAGCGCUUUGCUAGCAUGCUUCUAGCCGAGGGCCACACCCCUCUGGAGGUCUCAGGCUCCAUCGAGGAGUUCCUACUGAAGACGGCGGAAGAGAGCCCUGAGGAGUUCAGCAAGCUCUACGUGGUGGCGGCCUCCUUCGAAGACGUGGGGAACCGCACGGUGGUGACGGCGCUGUUCAACAACCAGGCGUACCACUCCCCCGCCCUGGCGCUUUCUCUGGUGGACAAUUUUCUCUUCAAGCUGCUUUCGGGUGACAGGGCUUCCAUCAGCACGUCCAACCACCCGCAGCCCCAGUCAGUCAAGGAGACCUCGGAGAACAUCCUGUACCAGGGCCCUAAAGGACAUUACCUCGUGAUCAACCUGCUUUUCGGAAUAGCGUUCCUGUCCAGCUCCUUCUCCGUCUUGGCCGUCAGGGAGAGGCGCAGCAAGGCCAAGCACGUCCAGUUCAUCAGCGGCAUGACCGUGGCCACGUACUGGUUCUCCGCCCUGCUGUGGGACCUCAUCUCCUUCUUCAUCUUCACGCUGCUGCUGCUGGCGGUGUUUGCCUACCACGAGGAGGAAGCUUUCUCACAGCGCGAGAACGCCCUGGCCGUCACCCUGUUGCUCUCGCUCUACGGCUCCGCCAUCGCGCCCUUCACCUACCUGGCCAGCUUCUUCUUCGACAGCGCGGGCAGCGCCUGCGUGAAGCUCGUCGUGCUGCUCACCUUCCUGAGCAUCGGCCCCUUCAUCCUCGUCUCGGUCACGAGCGAGCAGGGUGAGGACUGGCACGCGGUGUUUGCCUACCACGAGGAGGAAGCUUUCUCACAGCGCGAGAACGCCCUGGCCGUCACCCUGUUGCUCUCGCUCUACGGCUCCGCCAUCGCGCCCUUCACCUACCUGGCCAGCUUCUUCUUCGACAGCGCGGGCAGCGCCUGCGUGAAGCUCGUCGUGCUGCUCACCUUCCUGAGCAUCGGCCCCUUCAUCCUCGUCUCGGUCACGAGCGAGCAGGAGCUCGGCUACGCCACGGUCUCCGAGUCCUUGGACCGCACCUUCCUCAUACUCCCAGGGCACUGCCUGGGCAUGGCUUUCUCCAACUUAUAUCACAACUUCGAGCUGCAGAAGUUCUGCAGGACCAAGAACCUGAGCCAGACUGACUGCAACGACGUUUCGGAGGGCUAUGUGGUCCAGGAGAACAUCUACGCCUGGGAGUCCCUGGGCAUGGGGAAGUACCUGGCGGCGCUGGCUGUCUCAGGACCGCUGCUCAUCACCCUGCUGCUCAUCGUCGAGACCAACACGCUCUGGAGACUGAGGACUGGGCUUGCUGGCUUCUACAGGAAGCACACUUUGGCCGAGGUGCAGAAUGUGGCGUUGUCUGAAGACCAAGAUGUGAAGGAGGAGGCGGAAGCCGUCAAGACCCACUUGGAAGCGCUGCGUGAGAGGAACCCACUGGUCGUCAAAGAGGUGUCGAAGGUCUAUGUCAAGAACGCGCCCCUGCUGGCCGUGAACACGGUGUCCUUCACUGUCCAAGCAGCGGAGUGCUUUGGCCUUCUCGGCGUCAACGGAGCCGGGAAGACGUCCAUCUUCAGAAUGCUGACCGGCGAGACGCCCAUCACCUCCGGAGAUGCCUUUAUCAGGGGCCUCAGUAUCAGCGCCAAAGUGAGGAAGGUGCGGCGGUGGAUCAGCUACUGUCCGCAGUUCACCGUGACGGGCCGUGAGCCGCUGGUCAUGUAUGCCCGAAUCCAGGGCAUCCCUGAGCGCCACAUCGGGACCUGCGUGGACCAGAUUCUGGAGGACUUGGUCAUGGGCACGCACGCGCACAAGCUGGUGAAGGCCUACAGCGGCGGCAACAAGCGGAAGCCGUCCAGCCCAGCCCUCACGGGAACCUGGUCUCUCCUCGGGGCAGGCAGCGUCCUGGAAGACGAGCACCAAGGCAUGGUCCACUACCACCUGCCCAGCCGUGACCUCAGCUGGGCCAAGGUGUUCGGCACCCUGGAGCAAGCCAGGGGGACGUAUGCGUUGGACGAUUACUCCGUCAGCCAGGUCUCCCUGGAGGACAUCUUCCUGAACUUUGCCUGUCCUCCACACCCCACGAUAAACCAAAACGAAGAGGGGCAGGCAGAGCAAGCGGGUCCCUCAUCACCCUCUCCAUCUCCCUCCCAGCCCCCUUCCCAGCCCCCUUCCCAGCCUCCCUCCCAGCCUCCCUCCCAACUGCCUUUGCCUCCCUCCCCGUUGCCCUCUCAAGACUGUCCAGCUGUAAUAAAUCCUCGUGCAAAUUAG
Tupaia belangeri chinensis (Chinese tree shrew) is the source of this 5280-nucleotide messenger RNA. RefSeq names its product ATP-binding cassette sub-family A member 17-like. The record is from RefSeq and is a predicted model, not a curated record. NCBI's taxonomy places the organism in Eukaryota, Metazoa, Chordata, Mammalia, Scandentia, Tupaiidae. Gene Ontology annotation, cellular component: membrane; intracellular membrane-bounded organelle. Gene Ontology annotation, biological process: transmembrane transport; lipid transport. Gene Ontology annotation, molecular function: ATP binding; ABC-type transporter activity; ATP hydrolysis activity.